UCUACUUUCUGGUUGCGUUCACGCCGUUCCUACCAUGUAAAACCAAUUAUUUUACAUGUUCUAAAGCAAAAAUGGUUUACUGCGUCGCACCAAACUGCAGCAGUGAUUCAACGAAGGUGUUGAAAGUAGAUGGGGUCGGUUAUUACAAUUUUCCUCGCGACAAGAAGGCCCGAAAAGUAUGGGUAAGACGCAUGCAUCGUCCGUCUUCUUGGGUCCCGUCUCUCGGUGCGAGGGUAUGUUCGAAGCACUUCGUUGCCGGAGAUUACCUGUUGGACCCAGCCAUAUGCCGUGCGAUAGGAUUUGACCCUAAAAAACGCCUGUUGAAGCCAGGUGCCUUCCCUACAGUCUUCAGUCAUGGUGAAGGCGAUGCCAUGGAUGGUACGCCUACGACCAGUGCGCCGCGGUCAGCUGUGCAGAAGAGGGCACAUCAGCAGGCUGUAGCAGAGGCGGUAGCGGGAUACAACGUGUUGUAUGGAGAGGAGGCGGAGGAGGCAGCUGAGCAGGAUGAUGGUUUUGUGAUGGCUGAUGAAGGCCGAUUUGAGGAGGUUGGCAAUCACCUGAUAGAGGAUGCAGUACUGCCACAGAGUUUAGACGAUUUGCAGGUUUUGCCACAAGAACACCCUGAAACCUUUGCCAUUGGGACACAAGUUGGCUCCUCAGUCUCCAUGCGGUUUGCCAAGGCUGUCCAGGUCAAUAUUGUCACUGGGUCUCGGAACAAAGGUUCACAGACAACCUCCUGCACCGGGGAUAUUGGCUGGCAGGCAGAACCAGAAGUCCGAGAAAUUGCCAUUCAGACAGAUCUGUUUGACAUUGAUGUGCCAGUUUUCCAAGGCUUGAAACCAAGUGAUGAAGACAUGGAGGAUGAAGAGGUGCACUUUCCAAGUCAGGAAACGAUGAAGACUGAUGACAGUGACGAUGAAGACUGGGAGCCAUGUGAAGAUGAUUAUUGUCAAGAAUUUGAUGACUCGCUCCUUGAUGAUGAAAAAGUCACCAGCAUGACAAGUAGCAAGGCCCACAAGGAACUUACGCUGAUCCUCACUCAAAAGAUAUUGCUCAAGGACAUCAGAAAGGUUUCACCAGGAGUACAGACUUCAUCUCUUGAGUCGUAUCAUAAAAUUGUUGGUUAUUUCGCUCCCAAAUCCCGCCAUUUCUUCUAUGAGCCAAUGAAAGCAAGGUUACUGCUCGCCACACUCCACUUUAAUGAAAAUUCAAAUCGGAAACAGCGUAUGGGACAAGAUGAACAGCCGCAGUGGUCGAUUUCAUACCCCAAGGGGAGAGGAGGAGCUGCAGUAGCAAAAGAGGUCAAAAUUGAAUCAACAUAUGACUAUGUACAGCUAAUUCUGGAGGACCUGCUGAAGCGGAGAGAUGACCUGCCAUCUUACAAAUUGGCAAGAGAUGCAAAGGACAAGUACCAAGUGGCUCAUCCUAUUCCAGGUCCAGUGUGCUCAAAGUACGACAAGCAGGACAAGAUGAAAGUUGUAGAAGAAACAAAAACGAGGUUUAACAAACUGUAGAGUUCAUUCAUAGCACCAUCAGAGUUCACUAUCACAGAUCAAUUGAACGGUCACACCAAAUCAAUUGAACGUAGGAUACUUGAAUCCUGUGUACCCGUCAUUGUCCGGAGCAGGCCAAGCAGCACGUAUCUUGUCCCGAGCACAAACAGGGAGCGGCAAACGGUUCCUUCUCCCCAACCUCUUCCAAACCCAACGGACAAGGUUCCUAUAGGCCACGUAUCGAUAUAACCUGAAAUUGUUGGGAAGAAAACAAUGUUUGUACAUUUAAUUGA
Messenger RNA from Lineus longissimus, 1786 nucleotides. RefSeq lists its product as uncharacterized. The record is from RefSeq and is a predicted model, not a curated record. The coding region runs from base 72 to 1514 and encodes 480 amino acids. The transcript is spliced from 8 exons. Lineage: Eukaryota; Metazoa; Nemertea; Pilidiophora; Heteronemertea; Lineidae.